Molecule: messenger RNA, 399 nt
Organism: Entrophospora sp. SA101
Lineage: Eukaryota; Fungi; Glomeromycota; Glomeromycetes; Entrophosporales; Entrophosporaceae
Source: the annotation of a GenBank genome assembly
AUGGGCGGCGAGAUUCCUGCCCUAGCAAUUACCGACGCUCUAAUCCGUGCCAUUCCGAACGCUAUUCAAGCCGAGUCCUACCAGCAAGAAACUUUUCAUGAUUCCCAGUUGGAUUUCGCCACUUAUACUCGUCCCGAAGUAUUUGAAGGCUUAAAAGUUCCCGAAGUUUUAUUGUCCGGUCAUCAUGAAAAAAUUAGGAAAUGGCGGGUCGAAAGCCGUCAACAAAAAACCCACCAGCGCGAAAAAAAAUACAAAAAUAGUAAGAAGAAAAAGAAAGCGGAUAAAAUGCCGAAAGAAAGAGGUAGUUUUCGUUUGGAAGUAGUCUUCAUGGAAGAAGAGUUAAUUAGCAUGAAAGAGUAUUUUGAAUGUUUAAUUAAUGCUGAUUAUCGUAUUUAUUAG